AUGCUGUUAUUGUCAAGCAACGUUACAUAUGUCUUCACACUAUCGAUGAUAACGAGAGCAUACAAACGUCGAACAAAGAAUCCACGAAGAUACGAUUUUCAUCCGCCUGAUUUUACCAUACCGACAUUUCUACUACAACGUGACAAACAACACCUAUCUACGAGCAUAGCAUCCAACUUGACACAAGAUCGUAACGGUAACUCUACGAUUGAUUGGAUCACAAUGAAUACAACGAUGUCGUGGUCGUUCAUGUCGACGUAUAGUUCAAAGUCAAGUGUUCUACAAAAUACUACCACGAAUGGCUAUUAUCGUUUAGCUAGUCAAUCGACACCAGUAUUUUUCAAUUCGUUCAUGUCUUUUCUACUCUUACACGAAUCAUCACAUUUAUGGAAAUAUAUACUUUAUUUUACAUUUAUUUGUGUUUUGUUAUCUAUACUUCGAAUGAUCAUUCGUCAUCUGACUGCUUUCUAUCGUACUUAUUUUCAAACGUCUCAUUAUCAAAUUUCUUCACAUGGUUGUCGCUCAACUUCUUCACAAUAUCCGAGUCAAACAGAUCAAAACACUGUGGUCACUCGGAAUCAUAUGGAGCUCGAGCAUCAUGAUUCAUCUUCAUUGGCGUCGAAUCAAAUCUUAUUAGCCGGCACAAUUCUUACGUUUCUACCUGAUCCAGUGGAAAAACAGAACAAUCCAUAG
Adineta ricciae is the source of this 693-nucleotide messenger RNA. The record is from the annotation of a GenBank genome assembly. Lineage: Eukaryota; Metazoa; Rotifera; Eurotatoria; Adinetida; Adinetidae.